ACGAGGGAAGAAUCUGAACGCAGCCAGGGAGUACGCUACAGUGACAGUACAGGGACGCAGUGACCUCAGCUUGAACCUGGCAGCAGGAAAUACACGGUGAAGGCGGCGGUUCAGACGCGGACAGACAAGCAGAGACGUCGUCGGUGGCAUAGUUCGUCAAUUUUCCACAGCCCGGUAUUGGCUAAAAGCUGCCAUUUAGCCUCAAAGCUAACAACGAGCUAGAUAUUUGGAACCGCAAUAACGCCGGCGGCGAACCAUGCAUAAGAUGCCUGGCCAACUUGAUAACCUGAAGUCCAGAAAGAGGAAGAGCAGCUCUGAGGUCAGAGUCUCCAGAAAGCUUUCUGAUUCAGGGAAGAAAAAUCGUAAAAGUCAGAAGUUGCACUCAACAGAUGAAAGUUCAGCACUGAAGUCCUCAAAAUCCUCAGAUAAACUGUCUCGUAUCAGCUGUGAAUGCCACGAGGCAGCUGACAGGAGGAGGUGUUCAGGUUCACCAGAGCUCGAAGGUCAGGAGGGGAAAGAAAACGAGCUGAAGUCAGAGCAGGAGGUCAGCAGCUGCAAAGCUAACAGCGUCUUGGAGGAACAGGCUUCUGAAUGUAUGGAAUCUGAAAACAACAGUAGAAUCGUAUUCCCAGAUGACGACAGUAAUCAAAUCCUUCCUGUGGAGCAGUUCUUCGGAAACCUGGACAUUGUACAGGACUUUCCUCAGAGAUCACCCGCUACUUCUCCCAGCGCUCGCAGGAAGGAGAGGAGCCGGCAUUACUACGCACAGGAAGACAGCGAUGGCGAAGAGAUGAGCCACGGCAGCCUUCAGCGAGAUGAUGAAGCUGGCACUUGGUGACCAGCUAGUUAGAACAGAACAUCAUCAUCCCAGCACUCUGGAAGAAGCAACCACAAACUACCUGCAUUCAGUCAGUUCUCUUUAUCUGUCCAAGUCUCCCCACCAUCACUGAUGUGAGAAUAAUGAAGGAGGUAUAGUGGUACUGGCUGUCACAAUCAAAUAGUGCUCAAAUUAGUGGUGUUUCUAGCUGCGUCUUCACUGAUGGCAUCUGGUCUGAUACCGUAAAGACUUUCUGCUGUUUUCUCACAUGCCAACAUGCACUAAAAGAAACUUAAUCUACAAGCCAACACACAAGUGCAUUUUAAACUGUGUAUAGAUUAAUGUAUACUCAAAUAGAUCAGUCCUCAGUUGUAGACUACCUUUUUCAGAGGUCUCGAAUAUUGUUGCAGAUUUCCUGUUAUUGUGGAGCCCUGACCUGGUGAUACAGAUUGUUGCCAAUUCAGAUUUCUCUUCCAGAACUAUAAUAAACAGCAUUCAGAAAAUACAUUUUACUGACCUUCCUUCCUCUGACUAUUUUUAAACAUCUUAACGAGACUAAAAAUUGCAAACGCUGAGGUUUCCUUCUUCAGUAAUGACUCCCAUCCUGAAGAGUGUUAUUGUUAGCAUGGCCUUUUGUUGCAUUCA
Messenger RNA from Girardinichthys multiradiatus, 1462 nucleotides. RefSeq names its product chromosome 1 C1orf174 homolog (gene c1h1orf174). The transcript has 4 exons. NCBI's taxonomy places the organism in Eukaryota, Metazoa, Chordata, Actinopteri, Cyprinodontiformes, Goodeidae. The coding region runs from base 257 to 838 and encodes 193 amino acids. The record is from RefSeq and is a predicted model, not a curated record.